UACGUCACUCACCGGUGUCAGUUGCUCGGCGGCCGCCGGUCACUUGGUGCUGACAGUUGCUGAACAAGGAAGCUGCAACCGGAGGACUGUCACGUGACCCAUGCUAUAGGAGAUUCGGGCAUUGUACCUCAGUGUGUGUCCUGACUGAGCUCGAAAAAAAGAAAAUGCAUUAUAUCUUUGUAUAUGGAACCCUUAAGAAGGGACAACCAAACUAUCAUAUCAUGACAGAUGCAAAGAAUGGAAAAACAGUAUUUAAAGGCACAGGACGAACCAUAGAAAAAUACCCACUGGUGAUCGCUCAAAAAGCCAAUAUACCAUUCCUCAUGAAUGUCCCAGGAACUGGCCACCAUAUUUCUGGAGAGAUAUAUUCAGUUGAUGACCAGAUGCUGCAAUUCCUGGAUGAAUUUGAAAGCUGUCCAGACAUGUACCAACGCACUAUUAAGAGGAUUGAAAUAUUGGAGUGGGGAGGUAAAGAUGAUCUACCUGAAGAAAGAACAGCUGCUAACACUAUAGAGUGUUUUGUCUACAGCACUACAAGCUACCAGCCGGAGUGGCUCAAUCUACCUCACCUUGACUGUUAUGAUUCCUAUGGGACACAUGGUCUUUGUUAUGUUACUCAUCUAGACAGAUAACAGCAGUGACGAAGAUACAGUAGUCAGUGUUUAAAGUGAUUGUACUACUUUUCAAUUUAAAAUAUUCCACCAUUAAUUUACCAAUUCAUUUUUUUACUAGAAACAUAAUUUAAACUUAAAGAUAUUUUAGUAAUAGUAAUACAUUGUAUGACUUGUGUCAUUUGUUUAUGAAAAUCAAAAUCUCCAAAGCAUGUUACAGUUUAUCCAUUUAAUUCUUAACAGAAAAAAGUUUUUUUUUGUGGGGGGGCGGGGGGAUUUCCAUGGAUGCUGUUGUCUCGAAAGGUAAGGCCAUGAAACCUGAUUAAAAUCUGGCUUCCACCCGUACAAAACAAAUGGUAUAAAAAGGACGACCCUCUAGUCCAGUGAUGGCAAACCUGUGGCACGCCGAGCCCCCUCUGUGGGCACGCGGUCAUAGUUCACCAAGCGGGGCAAACCAGGACAUCCCUGUCCCCCGAUAGUGUUAACUUUAAAAAUGCAAGGGGUUGGGAGGUAGCACACACAGGGACGUCACUGACGUCCCGUGCGUGCUCCCAUAGGAACAGAGGAGUGGAGCAUCGAGGAGGAGGUCUUGGCCGGCAUGGUAAGUUACCAGUUUCGAUGCUCCGAUCACCGCUCUUCUGGCCCCCGGAACCAUAGGCCAUAGCAGUAGGUUGUGACCCCUGACUGGAGUUGCGGUGGAGGGAGCACUGUGAGGCAGUACACAGGCAUACAGCCAUAUAGCCAUAUGGGAACUAUACUGCACCUAAUGUGGGGGGACUGCAACCUAAUGUGGGGGAACAUACUGCCAAACUAAUGUGGGGGAACUGCAACCUAAUGUGGGGGAACAUACUGCCAACCUAAUGUGGGGGAACUAUACUGCCUAUCUAAUGUGGGGUAACUACAACCUUAUGUGGGAGAACUAUACUGCCUACCUAAUGUGGGGGAACAUACUGCCUACUUAAUGUGGGGGAACAUACUGCCUACCUAAGUUGUUUUUUCUAAACUUAAACCUCAAUAUUCUGAUUCAAUUGCUGUGCUGGAUUUUUAAGGGAAAAAAAGUUGCCGUGCAUUACGGUUUGGGCUCAAGAAGGUUCACCAUCACUGCUCUAGUUCAAAUAAAUGUUUGUCAGAAGAGUAAAUUCUUAAAAUUUAGUUAAGUGACUGCAAAAAAACAGCCAGUCAGGUGUUAAUGUACAGAGUCCCUGUGGCUCUGUGCUACAAAGCUGUAGGCACUUUAUAUGGGAUUGCAUGUUAAAAAAAAACUUUUAAUUAAAUAAAGUAUUCAGUUGUUAAAAACGUUCCUAUUAUCAAUUCCUCAUAUGAAAUGUUUUUCUUUAAUUACUAAAACAUCAUUGGUUUUACUACAUCUGGAAAUAUCUAAACUGGUAAAAUAUCAUUAUUUAUGCCACAUGAUAA
This is a messenger RNA of Hyla sarda, 2027 nucleotides long. RefSeq names its product gamma-glutamylamine cyclotransferase (gene GGACT). The record is from RefSeq and is a predicted model, not a curated record. Bases 165 to 632 code for a protein of 155 amino acids. Lineage: Eukaryota; Metazoa; Chordata; Amphibia; Anura; Hylidae. Gene Ontology annotation, molecular function: gamma-glutamylaminecyclotransferase activity. The transcript has 2 exons.